AUGUCGAAGGAUUUAAUCAAAAAGAAAGAUGAUCCUGGGUCAUUCAACAUACCGUGCACCAUAGGCUUGUUCAAGUUCGCAAAAACCUUAUGCGAUUUGGGAGCAAGUAUAAAUCUAAUGUCGUAUGUUAUUUAUAAAGAACUCGGGUUGGGUGAACCGCAGGCUACAACUAUGAGACUCCUGAUGGCUGACAGAUCGAUCAAACAUCCAGUGGGGAUACUUUACAACAUUCUGGUUAAGGUUGACAGAUUCAUUUUUCUAGCCGAUUUUGUCUUACUCGACAGUGACAUAGAAGCCAAAAUUCCCAUAAUCUUGGGAAGACCAUUAAUGGCAACUGGGAGAGCACUGGUGGAUGUCGAGAGUGGGGAAUUGAAAUUUUGGGUCAAUGAUGACGAAGUCACCUUUGACGUGUGCAAAUAA
Solanum tuberosum (potato) is the source of this 420-nucleotide messenger RNA. RefSeq lists its product as uncharacterized. Bases 1 to 420 code for a protein of 139 amino acids. The record is from RefSeq and is a predicted model, not a curated record. NCBI's taxonomy places the organism in Eukaryota, Viridiplantae, Streptophyta, Magnoliopsida, Solanales, Solanaceae. The transcript has a single exon.